AUGUCUACAGUCACAUCUCGGACGUUUGUCGUCCAUCUCGCGGACCAUUCUGAAGCAACCUUUCGCGCAGCACGGCGCGUCACGAUACACGCAGAUAUUCUAAAAAGUGCAAAGCUUUGCGCAGGUGAUGUUGUCGCAGUCUCUGGAGCAACAUCUACAGCGAAGGCCUUCGCAGUGGGUAUCGCAUGGCCCUCUCAUGAUGUAUCACAAGACUUCGUUCUCGUCUCUUCUUCCCUGCUUCUAACCGCGAAUCUGAGGGAAGGCGAGAAGAUCGAGGUUACUCCGCUGAAUGGCUCGAAGCUCUCCCCGCACCUGCCGUCGUUGCGCAAGGCACAAACGGCUCGGAGAGUGCGCCUUGCCGAGAUGGACAUACAUUCAAAACCGCAGGCAGGAUCUUCGUCGUCCAAACAAGCGGGACACGGCGCCGUCGGCCGCCGCGAUUGGCUCACUCUGCUGAUCAGGGAAGCACUAGUGGACCUGAAGUACCUUACGCCCACACAGACUUUAGAUGUCACAUACGAGGGUCAAGACCGUCGGUUUAGACUAUCUUCCGUAUACACCAGUAUAUCGGAAGCUGAAGCCACCAAUGAAAAUGAGUUGGCAGAUGGCUUAAGGAACCUGACAAUGUCGACCUCCCCGCAACUGUGGAUUGCGAAUUGGGAUACUGUGGUUCAGUUAGUCGAUGCGGAAAGCAAAGAUCAGAGUCCUGAUACAACAAGACAGGCCAUUGUCGCUGUGGGCCAUGACGAAGCUCCCCAGGCAUAUACGGCUGUUGGCGGCCUCGACAAACAGAUCGCUCAAAUUCGCGAUCUGAUCGAAAUCCCUCUCACCCGGCCGGAUCUCUUUCGCCAUUUUGGCCUCAAGCCCCCGCGUGGCGUUCUCUUGCACGGUCCGCCAGGAACAGGCAAGACGCACCUCGCGCGCGCGAUCGCCGCAUCGACGCGCUCCGCCGUGCUCGUGGUCAAUGGGCCCGAGCUCUCCUCCGCGUAUCACGGCGAGACGGAGGCGAAGCUGCGCGAUGUCUUCGCUGAGGCACGCGCACGUAGCCCGUGCAUUGUCGUGCUAGAUGAGGUCGACGCGCUUUGUCCACGUAGAGAGGACGGACCCGGCGGGGAGGUAGAGAAGCGCGUUGUGGCGCAGCUACUGACAAUUAUGGACGGAAUGGGCGGGGACGACAAGGACGGGGAGCAAGAACGCGUCGUUGUGGUUGCUACGACGAACAGACCUAAUGCUAUUGACCCAGCGCUGAGAAGGCCUGGCAGAUUCGACAGGGAGAUUGAAAUAGGCAUACCUGACGCGGAGGCGCGUUAUUCAAUUCUCAACGUGCUCCUGAAGAAAGCGCCUCAUGCAAUCUCAUCAGAGGACCUCCACUCGAUCGCAGCGCGUGCACAUGGCUAUGUCGGCGCGGACUUGAGCGCCGUCGUCCGCGAAGCGGGCACGCUUGCAAUUAAGCGCUGGCUCUCUACUCAACCACUUACUGACACACCUCCUGUCUGCCCCUCCCCUUCGUCUUAUCAACCGCAGCUGACCCACGCGGACUUGCUUACCGCGCUACCCUCCGUGCGCCCGUCCGCGCUGCGCUCGCUCUUUCUCGACACCACGCCUGUACACUGGGCAGACAUAGGCGGGCAGGCAGGCACGAUCGCGCGCCUACGCGAGUGCGUUGAGUGGCCGCUGCUGCAUCCGGACGCAUUUGCGCGUCUCGGCGUGCGUGCACCGAAAGGCGUGCUGUUGUACGGUCCGCCGGGGUGUAGCAAGACACUGCUCGUGCGUGCGUGCGCGACCGAGAGUGGUGUUAACUUCCUUGCAGUGAAGGGCCCCGAGCUGCUUAACAAGUACGUGGGCGAGUCUGAGCGCGCGGUACGUGAAAUAUUCAGCAAGGCGCGUGCCGCGUCACCGGCGAUUGUAUUUUUCGACGAGAUAGAUGCUCUCGCGACUUCUAGGUCCUCAAGUGAUAGCACUGGGGGUGUUCACGAAGGCGUGCUUACGAGCCUCCUGAACGAGAUGGACGGCGUGCAGGAGCUCGUCGGUGUCACCAUCGUCGCAGCGACGAACAGGCCCGAGGCCAUCGACUCGGCGCUCAUGCGCCCUGGGCGGCUGGAUCGCAUCCUCUACGUGGGCCCACCGGACUUGCAGGGCCGAGAAGAGAUCCUGCGUAUCCGCACGCGCAAGAUGAGCGUCGAGCCUGAAAUCAACUUUGCCGAGAUCGCGAGGAUGACGGAAGGGUACUCUGGAGCGGAGUUGACGGCGCUCUGCCAGGAGGCAGCGCUCCUGACGAUGAAAAAAGACAUGAACGCACCAUACGUACCCUCCGACGCAUUCGUAUCCGCCGCCCGCGCGUUGAAAAAGCAGAUUACCCCAGAGGUGGUCGCCAGGUACGAGAGAUGGAGAGACCAGAAUGGUGUUACCGAGGCAUAA
Messenger RNA from Postia placenta MAD-698-R-SB12, 2418 nucleotides. RefSeq lists its product as hypothetical. Gene Ontology annotation, cellular component: cytoplasm. Gene Ontology annotation, molecular function: ATP hydrolysis activity; ATP binding. The transcript is spliced from 12 exons. The record is from RefSeq and is a predicted model, not a curated record. Bases 1 to 2418 code for a protein of 805 amino acids. Lineage: Eukaryota; Fungi; Basidiomycota; Agaricomycetes; Polyporales; Adustoporiaceae.